UCAGGUGACAUCCUCGGCCGGGCUCUGAAGAACCUGGAUGGAUUGCUGCAGAUGCCGUAUGGAUGUGGGGAGCAGAACAUGGCUCUCCUGGCCCCCAACAUCUACAUCCUCCACUACCUGAAAGGCACACAGCAGCUCACCACAGCCAUCAUGGAAAAAGCUACUAACUUCCUCACCAGUGGAUACCAAAGACAGCUCAACUACAAAAGUGACGAUGGUGCUUACACCACAUUUGGAAGAGGACCAGGAAACACUUGGCUGACUGCGUUUGUGGUAAGAAGUUUUGCCAAAGCUCAGUCUUUCAUCUUUAUUGAUCCCAGAAAGAUCGAAGAGUCUAAGUCCUGGCUGCAACGUAAACAACAAGAAAAUGGCUGUUUUGAAAAGUCUGGGAAACUCUUCAACAACGGAAUGAAGGGUGGUGUAUCUGAUGAAGUGACUCUCAGUGCGUACGUUACUGCUGCCUUCUUGGAAAUGAAUACAUCCCAACAUGAUCCUGUGAUGAACAAGAGCCUGGCUUGUCUCAAGGAGUCUCUCAGUGACCUGAGCAACACCUACACUACAGCUCUGCUGGCCUAUGUGUUCACUCUGGCAGGAGACGUGGAGACCCGAGCUCACCUUCUGCAGCACUUAGACACAGUUGCAGUGAGGGAAGGAGGUUUCCUCUACUGGUCUCAGACAGCAGCAGAAACAUCAGCCUCCCUGUCAGUGGAGAUCAGUUCUUAUGUGCUGUUGGCCAAACUCAGCGCCUCGACUGCUGAGGAUCUGGGAUAUGCCUCUGGUAUUAUCAGGUGGCUGACUGGGCAGCAGAACUAUUACGGAGGCUUCUCCUCCACUCAGGACACGGUGGUGGCUCUUCAGGCUCUGGCUCUCUACUCCACUCUGGUGUUCAGUCCUGAAGGUUGGAGCACAGUGACAGUUCAGGCUCCCAGCAGUCAGCUGACAUUUGAUGUAAAUCAGAGCAACAAACUUCUCUACCAGGAGGAGGCGCUGCAGGACGUGUCAGGAAAAUACAGCCUGGAGGUGAAGGGCACUGCAUGUGCUUCAGUGCAGAUUUCUGCCACCUACAACAUCCCAACACCUGCUGAUGUCACCACUCUCAGUGUGAAAGUCCAACUAGAGGUCAACACCACCAGUGAAUCUGCUAGACCCAAAUUCACUGUGCAAAUACAAUCGCUGUACAGUGGAAAGGAGAAAACUACAAACAUGGUGAUCCUGGACAUCAAAAUGCUCUCUGGAUUUUCCCCAGACCCCGAGUCUUUGAAGAGUCUCAAACAUGGCCUCCUGGUGAGUCGUGUUGAACAAAAGGAGGAUCAUGUUCUGGUGUACUUAGAGGAGUUACCAAAGGACACGCCCAUCAACCACAGCUUAGACAUCAUCCAGGAGCUCCCAGUGGACAACCUGAAGCCAGCCGUGGUCAAGAUCUAUGACUACUACCAACCAGGUGACCAGGCUGAGACCCAAUACAUGUUUGUCUCGUGAGCUGCAGUUUGAAGAAGGUGUGGCUGGUCCUGAGGUUUCAACCUGCAUUUGAAUAAAGAUACUUUUUCUGCUCA
Molecule: messenger RNA, 1553 nt
Organism: Oreochromis aureus
Lineage: Eukaryota; Metazoa; Chordata; Actinopteri; Cichliformes; Cichlidae
Product: murinoglobulin-1-like
Cellular component (GO): extracellular region
Source: RefSeq, a predicted model, not a curated record